AUGCCCCUUUUCAAAAACGCCCCUUCCAAGGUCCUGGUACCUGAGAAGUUGUCCCCAGAUGGUCUCGCCCUCUUGCGGAGCUCCCUGGACGUGGACGAGAGGAAGGGUCUUAGCCCUGACGAGCUGUUAGAAAUAAUUCCAAACUAUGAAGCUCUACUCGUUCGUUCUGAAACGAAAGUCACAGCAACCGUGCUUCGUGCAGCUCGAAACCUAAAGGUUGUGGCACGAGCUGGAGUGGGAGUCGACAACGUUGAUGUCGAGGAAGCCACCAAGCUCGGUAUCGUUGUUUGUAACUCACCAUCCGGCAAUAUCGGAGCCGCAGCAGAACACACGAUUGCUCUCCUGAUGUCGAUGGCCAGAAAGAUACCAGAGGGGUGUGCCAGUCUCAAGGAUGGGAAAUGGGAACGAAGCAAGUUCGUCGGGGUGGAAGUCAAGGGCAAAGUUCUAGGAAUUGUGGGUCUGGGGAAAGUCGGUCUUACCGUCGCUCGCCUUGCCAAGGGCCUCGGAAUGAACGUCCAUGCCUUGGACCCCUAUGCCUCUCCAGCUGUGGCAGCCUCAGCCUCAGUCACCCUCGUCUCGUCACUGUCAGAACUUCUUCCGACCGUCGACUUUCUCACCAUCCAUACGCCUUUGAUUGCUUCCACUCGCGGUAUGAUCAGCGAUGCCGAGCUUGCUCUGAUGAAGCCGGGCUCCCGGAUUCUCAAUGUGGCACGGGGAGGCACAAUUGACGAGACUGCGCUUCUAGCCGCUCUGGAAUCUGGCCAUUUAGGAGGAGCGGCGAUUGAUGUGUUCACUUCAGAGCCCCCGGUGCCCGAUUCGACUGCUGCCAAAUUGAUUGCGCAUCCACGGGCUGUUGUGACACCUCAUCUUGGAGCGUCAACGGUUGAAGCCCAGGAAAAUGUGUCAGUGGAUGUCUGUCAGCAAGUUCUCGAGAUUCUCGCUGGCUCGCUACCUCGAAGUGCCGUAAACGCACCCAUCAUUUUACCAGAAGAAUACAAGAAGCUGCAGCCGUUUGUUCGCUUGGUCGAAAAGUUGGGCAGUCUUUAUACACAGCACUACGCUGGCUCGCCAGGGGGAUCGAUGACCUUGAACACUUUCGACCUCAUCUACAAGGGAGAGGUGGCCGGUAUCAACAAUACGGCUCCUCUAUUUGCUGCCCUCAUCAAAGGUCUACUGUCCCCGAUUAGUAGCACGGAGGGCAUUAACAUCAACAUCGUCAAUGCCGAACUUGUAGCUCGUGAACGCGGAAUAUUCGUCUCAGAACAACGCUCUCGCGACCCAGCUGACGAAUCUUCUUAUUCUUCACUGGUCACUCUUGUAGCUCGACCACCAUCCCGUGCUUCUUCCCGUGCUCCGACAGGCGAUGUUGUCGGAGGUGCACCUCACGCCCAACAUCAGCGCAUCAUAUCUGGCACAUGCUCCGGUGACCAACCAUUGAUCACUCGCUUGGGCCGAUUUGAAGCCUCCUUUGAACCCAAUGGAACUCUUCUAAUCUGUGAGAACUAUGACUCGCCCGGCAAAAUUGGCGUGGUCGGCAGCAUCCUCGGUCGUGAAGGCGUGAAUAUCAACUUCAUGACAGUCGCCCCGGUUUCUUCCAAGCUCAUUGCCGGGGAUGCUUCCGCCGAAGAAGAUAACCCGAUAUCGAAAGAAGCCUUGAUGAUUCUCGGCAUUGAUCGAAACGUUUCUCCCAAGGUCACGACCGAUCUUGUCAAGGAAGGGGGCGUGCUCAGCGCUUGUGCCGUGACACUCUAA
Molecule: messenger RNA, 1752 nt
Organism: Penicillium cosmopolitanum
Lineage: Eukaryota; Fungi; Ascomycota; Eurotiomycetes; Eurotiales; Aspergillaceae
Exons: 4
Coding region: 1-1752 (583 amino acids)
Biological process (GO): L-serine biosynthetic process
Molecular function (GO): phosphoglycerate dehydrogenase activity; NAD binding
Source: RefSeq, a predicted model, not a curated record